AUGUCGAACUUGAAGCCCACCAUUUCGCCGCCAACCCAAUUUCGGCGGCACCACAGCUCCCAAACACCGUUCCCCCGAAGCGAACCCGGGGAAACCACUAGCAGAUCGCUUUCCGGAACAUGGUACGUCCGGCUCUCAUCCAGCCCGUUCUGGAUUGACAAGUACGGUGUCUCGAUUACGUUCUCCCUCGAUGAUGACGACGGCAACACCAACACCACCACAUCGGAUUUGGACACCCAGGCCGUGUACACCAGCCACCUGAGUUACCGGACGGCGAUAGACCCUUCUGCCGAUAUCAAGACCGUCUCUGGAACCGAUCGACGCGUCGGCACCGCAGCCGCAGAGAACGCGGGGACGAUCCCCAUGGAAUGGAGAGGGAGCGGGUGGAUGAAGCUCGUCAAGACGCGGUGGGAGAUACUCGGGUUCGGCGGCGGGCCAGGGACCGAAUGGCUGGUUGCGUAUGCCGAGAAGUCGAUGUUCAAUCCGCCGGGGAUCAGCGUGUAUUCGAGAGACAGGGAGGUGCGGGAGGAGGUGGAGGCUGAGAUUCGGGGUGUGCUUGCGAGGAUGGUUGACGAGGCGCAGGAGCAGAGGGAUGAGCUGGAAAGGUUGGUUAGGGAGGUUAGGGUCGUUGGGCUAUAA
Aspergillus calidoustus is the source of this 639-nucleotide messenger RNA. Lineage: Eukaryota; Fungi; Ascomycota; Eurotiomycetes; Eurotiales; Aspergillaceae. The record is from the annotation of a GenBank genome assembly.